AUGGGCGACGAAGUGCUGGACUCGGUGAAGAAAUGCGUUGGCGUCAUAAAAGGCGCUAAGACGGACACGGAGAAGUUCGCAGCGCUGUUCAUGGUCACCAAGACCGUGAAGGCCGAGAAAUGCAACCCUCGCUCCAAACUCGCCCUGUUCGAGGCCAUCGAGUUCAAGUUCAUCAAACGUCUGUUGCUCAGCGACGAAGUGCCGGCCGGCUGUCCGCCGUUUGUCUACAAGUCUGUGGCGAUGAGCAUACUCACGGCGCUGUGCAGCGUCCAAGAGGUGGCCACGCAUCAAGAAAUAUUGCAGAACGUCGACGUGUUCCUAGACAUCGUGCUCAGCGAGGGUGACGAAGACGAAGACGAAGCGGACGAGGACAACCUCAUGCUGGUCAAUGAAGCUUACAAGUGUUUGAAUUAUAUCGUCACGUUUGAACAGGGCUUGAAAGCACUAUUUGAUGUCGACACAGUGGGCAAAAUGUGUAAGGUGUAUUCACAAAAAAGUUUUCAGACAGACGAAGCAUUAUCGCUGCUCGUCACCAUCGUUGAGAAGUUUGGUCCACCUUCCUGGGAAAAUAAUGUCGAAAACUUUAACACACUGAUGAACAUCUUAGCAGUAGAUUUUGAAACCGAUCACAGUGACCGAAAAUUUAAAUUAUGUUCAAUACUUUCACCUUUAUUAGGCAAUUGCCCAGUAGAAAUUGUACAAAACACUUGCGAUAAUGAAAUAUGGCCAACAAAAUUAUUCUUAGGACUGCGAGACAUAUUGACUAGUAAGCUUGUUAAAGCACAACGAGAUCCAGCAAUCAAGUUAGCAUCGCAAAUGCUUACUACAUUUGGUGCCGAAUGGUCACUACAAGAUGAAGCAAAACCAAAAGCAUUUUUCUUGAUGUUAAUACAUUUGGCUUCGAUUGAAAUUCGUAUGCAUUUGGAAGAUAAAAAAUUAGAACAGGUAUUGGUUGCAGAAAAUUUACUUGGUUCAUGUUUCACAAUUCUAGAAAUAUCAAUUGCGUUUAUAUCAGCAGACACUUUAGAUUUAGAACAAAAAGAAAAACAACAAACAUAUACAGCACUAAAAGGAGCAUUUUCUGCUGUAUUAAACGUACUAAAAACAUUGUCUGUAUCUAAGAAACCCUUAGAAACCAAAGAGAAGUGUUUUGUAUGUUUGAUGCUCAUGUCACUCUCUGCGUGGUUAACACAAGAAACAUCUGCAAUGAAACCUGCCGUGAACAAUAUCUUGCCAUUUGCCUUACAGAUGGCCAAUGAAUCAUUCUUUGCAUAUCGUGCACGUUACAUAUCAGAAAAUGUCAAAUCUGAAGAUAAGCCACUAACAUAUGAUCCUUUGAGUUCCGUGGACGUAUUGAGAGCAUUUUUACCAGCUUUAUGUCACAUAACAGUGGAUGACAAGGGCCGCGCUGUAUUAUUAAAAAUUAAACAAGAAGAGGUAUUACAAGAAUGCUUAGCAUUUCAUUGGUCAAUUGCACAUUAUAAAAAACCAUUAAUACCAAAAUCUGAAAGAAGUAAACCCAGAGGACCAGAUCCCGAAAUACCAGCCAAACGUCUAAAACAGAUGGCCGAUUCUAGAGGAGCAAUUAUUAGUAUAUGUAAUACAUUCAUGAAUAUCUGUGUACUAGAAGUAGAUCAUGUAAAAAACAGUCCAUUGUUUUUUACCCUUAUGAAAUUUGUGUUUGAUAAUCUACCCGAAUUAAAAAACAAUCAUGAGAACCUCGUUGUGUAUGGCAACAUGGCUGUCUUAGGUUUAUUGCUGCUGAAAUUGAAGACUGCCUACAUUAAGAAAAACGACUUCUCUAUUUGCCGUUACAUACAGGCAACAAUUCGAUUUUUGUGGGAUGCGUACACAGUCGAUGAGAAUAGUAACAAUUCACGAUUUGCAUUAGGUCAGUUGGUUGUGACUAUGACUUAUAAAGAAUCAUGGAUUGAGUUGCAAGAGUUAUGGUUUUUGGGCAUGCAAAACCUUAGUGGCAUCUUAACUCUUGUUCCGUGGAUAUCAGAAUUUGCAAUCGAAAGUGGUUGGGCAGAAGGCAUUAUAGACAUGUUGGUGAAAAUUAAACCAGGCUCACUUCCAACCAAUGUAAAAUAUGCUUAUGAAGAUUUACUGUGUCGCCUUAUUGAUGCAAACAGUGAUUUGAUAGCCACGCUCAAGAAAAAAGACGCUAUAACAGCAUGCCGGGGUCAUAAAUUCAUGGAAUUGGGUAAAAAACUAUUUGGAGAAUAA
Macrosiphum euphorbiae (potato aphid) is the source of this 2229-nucleotide messenger RNA. NCBI's taxonomy places the organism in Eukaryota, Metazoa, Arthropoda, Insecta, Hemiptera, Aphididae. The record is from the annotation of a GenBank genome assembly.